ACUGAAAAGAAAGGCUCUGUAAAACCUAACCUGAAACGGUUCGCAAAGCGCAGCAAAAUCCUAAAACCCCCCCAAAUUGAGCUUAAUCUCUCACUCCCCCUCUUUGAUGGCAACGUCCCUUCUGAAAGCCCCAACCAAUGCACUCCACAGACACCACAAUUACACCACACUCUUCUCCAGAGGCCCAAGUGCAAGGAACACUGUUCCCAUUACGCAGAAGAAGACAUCUCGUUUUUUCCCUAUAGUGUCAAUGGUAGCAACCACGCCGGUUCAGACUUUCCUUGAAAAGUCUUCGCUUUCGCUCCAGAACACUGGUCUUCCAAUAAUGGUUAAUGCAUGUACUGGAAAAAUGGGAAAGGCUGUGAUUAAUGCAGCAGAAUCAGCUGGCCUGCAUGUUGUUCCUGUGUCAUUUGGGUGUGAAGAGGAGUCUGGACAGACUUUUCAGAUCUCUGGAAAGGAGUUUCUUGUGCACGGUCCUUCUGACAGAGAGAGUGUUCUUGCAUCUGUCCUUGAGAAAUAUCCAAAUUUGAUUGUUGUGGACUACACAGUACCAAGUGCAGUCAAUGGCAAUGCAGAAUUAUACAGCAAGGUUGGGGUGCCGUUUGUGAUGGGGACCACUGGUGGAGAUAGGGACUUGUUGUAUAAGACUGUUGAAGACUCAAAGAUUUAUGCUGUGAUAUCCCCACAGAUGGGAAAGCAGGUUGUUGCUUUUCUUGCAGCUAUGGAAAUUAUGGCAGAGCAAUUUCCUGGAGCAUUCUCUGGGUAUUCCUUACAGGUAUUGGAGUCCCAUCAAGCAAGCAAAGUUGAUGCAUCUGGAACUGCAAAGGCUGUGAUUUCUUGCUUCAACAAACUGGGUGUGUCUUUUGACAUGGAUCAGAUAAAAUUUAUCAGAGAUCCCAAGCAACAAAUUGAAAUGGUGGGAGUCCCAGAGGAGCAUUUGUCGGGUCAUGCAUUUCAUAUGUAUCAUUUGACAUCCCCCGAUGGAACAGUUACAUUUGAAUUUCAACAUAAUGUUUGUGGUAGAUCAAUAUAUGCAGAGGGCACUGUUGAUGCUGUAAUUUUUCUUGCUAAGAAGAUUGAAGCAAAGGAUGACAAGAGAGUGUAUAAUAUGAUAGAUGUUUUGCGAGCGGGUAAUAUGCGAUGAAUUUUUCUAUGGAAUCUGGAUGCAAGAUGUCAACUGUAGAACUUGCUUUUUGACAUUCUGGUUUUUGAGAACCAACCAUUUUCCAUCUUCUUGCCGUUCUCUGUCGGGAAAGCUUUGUGAGCGUAAUGUACCAUCAUGUAUUAUUUGGAAUCAAUCAUAACUACAUAAAAUAAACAAGGAGCUUUCUGGAAUCAAUUUCAACCUUUUCGU
Molecule: messenger RNA, 1354 nt
Organism: Abrus precatorius (Indian licorice)
Lineage: Eukaryota; Viridiplantae; Streptophyta; Magnoliopsida; Fabales; Fabaceae
Product: 4-hydroxy-tetrahydrodipicolinate reductase 2, chloroplastic-like
Exons: 8
Coding region: 107-1144 (345 amino acids)
Cellular component (GO): chloroplast stroma
Molecular function (GO): NADPH binding; 4-hydroxy-tetrahydrodipicolinate reductase activity
Source: RefSeq, a predicted model, not a curated record